Molecule: messenger RNA, 1503 nt
Organism: Trichosurus vulpecula (common brushtail)
Lineage: Eukaryota; Metazoa; Chordata; Mammalia; Diprotodontia; Phalangeridae
Gene: SYT9
Product: synaptotagmin 9
Exons: 6
Coding region: 1-1503 (500 amino acids)
Biological process (GO): cellular response to calcium ion; calcium-ion regulated exocytosis; regulation of calcium ion-dependent exocytosis
Cellular component (GO): dense core granule; membrane
Molecular function (GO): SNARE binding; calcium ion binding; phosphatidylserine binding
Source: RefSeq, a predicted model, not a curated record
AUGCCCGGGGCCAGGGACGAGAUCUGUCAGAAGGCACUGCAGCUGCUGGCCGAGCUGUGCUCCAGCGGGGCGGUAGAGCACGACAGCUGCCAGGAUUUUAUCCAUUACCUGCGGGACCGCGCCAGACCCCGGCUCACCGACUCAGACGUCUCAGUGAGUUUGCUGUCUCUAGUUGUCACAGCCUGUGGGUUGGCCCUCUUCAGUGUAUCUUUAUUUGUGUCCUGGAAGCUCUGCUGGAUCCCUUGGAGAGAACGAGGCCUGUUCUCGGGAAGCAAAGACAACCAGGAACCCCUGAAUUACACAGAAACCGAGACCAAUGACCCAGAGUACAGUGAGGACUAUCAGGAGCAGCCCUCGCCCUAUCCAGAUGCCGCCAUGAAGAUCAGCCACACCUCUCCUGACAUCCCCUUGGCUUCUCAAGCAGAGAACAAGGAGAAUUGUGUACAUGCGGCCCGCGUGCAACGGCAAGUGACAGAGCCCACGCCAUCUGCCCGGCAUAAUUCAAUCCGAAGGCAACUCAACCUCUCAAACCCAGACUUCAAUGUCCAGCAGCUUCAGAAGCAGGAACAGCUGACAGGAAUUGGACGCAUUAAACCUGAAUUAUAUAAGCAGAGGUCGGUGGACACUGAUGACGGGAGAAAGAGCAACAGCAAAGCCUGUGGGAAACUGAACUUCAUUGUGAAAUAUGACUGUGACUUAGAGCAGCUGAUCGUGAAGAUCCAUAAAGCUGUCAACCUGCCAGCAAAAGACUUUUCUGGGACAUCAGACCCUUACGUUAAGAUUUACUUGCUCCCGGAUCGGAAAACUAAACACCAAACUAAAGUUCACAGAAAGACACUAAACCCAGUCUUUGAUGAGGUUUUUUUAUUCCCAGUUCCCUACAAUGACCUUGCCAUGAGGAAGCUUCACUUCUCUGUCUAUGACUUUGACCGGUUCUCCCGCCAUGAUUUAAUUGGCCAAGUGGUUGUGGAUCACUUCUUAGAUUUGGCAGACUUCCCUCGAGAGUGUAUCCUUUGGAAGGAUAUCGAGUAUGUCACCAAUGAAAAUGUGGAUCUUGGAGAUUUGAUGUUUUCCCUUUGCUAUCUUCCAACUGCUGGAAGGCUGACCAUCACCAUAAUCAAGGCCAGGAACUUAAAAGCAAUGGAUAUAACUGGAGCAUCAGAUCCUUACGUGAAAGUCUCACUGAUGUGUGAAGGCAAACGCCUGAAGAAAAGAAAAACUUCCACCAAGAGGAACACACUCAACCCUGUUUACAAUGAAGCCAUAGUCUUUGAUGUCCCCCCAGAAAACAUUGACCAAAUUCACUUGUCGAUAGCUGUCAUGGACUAUGACCGUGUAGGUCACAAUGAGAUCAUUGGGGUGUGCCAAGUAGGCAACGAAGCAGAGCGCCUUGGACGAGAUCACUGGAGUGAAAUGUUAUCAUACCCUCGGAAACCCAUCGCUCACUGGCACCCACUAGUUGAGGUAAGCCCCACCUGUCUCCUCACUGCUCAGUUUCUGUAG